Megalopta genalis is the source of this 3829-nucleotide messenger RNA. RefSeq lists its product as uncharacterized. Lineage: Eukaryota; Metazoa; Arthropoda; Insecta; Hymenoptera; Halictidae. The record is from RefSeq and is a predicted model, not a curated record.
GCGUAGUGGAGGGGAGACCUCGCGAAGGGAAUUGGUCGAUGUCAAUAGAUUCCAACGAUAAUUUUCAAAUAACAGUGCUGCGCCAGAGCGUGCUUCUAUUUCGGAAGUUCAAAUUUUCGGUCGGAAAAAUUUAGCAUCGAACGUUAGCGUUCCUCCUGUACCUAUUAAGAAACACCAUAAAAUCUUCUCAUUAAUCGCAUUGCUUUUGCACAGGCUUCGAAAUGAAACGAACUAAAAAAUUCGACGAAUGUACGCAUUAACUGGUAGAAUUCCGCCGACGUUACGCAUCGUCAACAUACUUUCUCAUGCAAAAACGCAACCCUGUAUCAUUCGCGGGACACAUAACCCUGCGAGCCUCGUUUGCUGCGUCGGUAACGUAGAGAGCGACAACGAAACGGAAAAGGAAAUCAUUUUCAAGACUUAUUCGACACGGACGUUCUUGUGGAUGUAUCGUUGGCAGCGGAGAAUAUUUCCUCACAAUCAUCAGCGAAGCUGAAUCUCGUCGCUGCAACAUUUCUUAGAUUCUCUGGAAUCCGGUAGGAACAGGAUGCUCGCUGGCAGAAGGUGGGAAUAUCCGAUCCCAAAAUCGAAGGAGUACUGGUCGAAGUUCUGCAGGGAUGAAGAGAGGAGGCUGAUCGUAGUAAGGGAUCCUUCCGUUCGGUUAACCUACCAUUCUUUCCCCGGAUAUCGUUCUUCCAAAAUCCGCGGCUCUUCAGGUUCCGAGAACUCUUUGCACGAACUCUCGCGCAUAAAAUCAACGUCUCGCUCAACCAAGUUAUUACAGAUCGGCGAAGAAUCGUUGCCGAGAUCGAUCUUGAAGUCGGCCGAACGAAAAUUAGAUGCCUCGCGAUUCGACCUUGACCUCGCCGACAAAGAGAACUAUGCUCUAGGUUAUCUCGGCGCGCGAAAUAAACCGGAAGCGCGUUCUACGACGCUUCCAGCACUGAGCGCGUCGGCGCGCGAGCCGAAACCGUCAAGGUCAAACCGUGCAGAAUCGUCAGAAAAGAAGCUGCUUCCGAAACUAAAGUCUUCGUGUUCCAGGCACGAUCUACCAUCUCCACGAACGGCGAGAAUCUCCGAGGACUCGUUGAAAUAUUCGACUCGGCGCGCUUACAAAGCGCUAAGGCACGUGACGGCGAACAAGAGAUUGAACUUCGACCCUGAAACGGUUCUCCAGUCGACGAAGGACCCGUCGCGGAUCGAGGAGGCGAAAGGUGAAUCGUCCGACCGCGCCGACGAAGGAAAACCCGAGGAAUUUCCACGGCGAGAAGAGUCGCCGAAGGAUUCGCAGUUCGCCGUCGCUCGGCGCGGAGUUUCGAGAUUGUUUGCGACGUCGCCGACGAUUCCCUCGGGCUCGCGUUCCACGUCAGGCCCGAGUCCCCGCUUCGCGCAGCUCGAGCCGCUGCGGAAUCCUUCGGGCCGCGUCCUCUCGUCGAUCCCGGAGCUCUCCAACUUCCCGCGCGGACACCGCGACAAGUGUCUGCCGUGCAUCUACAAGUCGUUCGAAGCGCGAUCGAGCCGGAGGACGUCUUUCCCGGUGACGACCUUGCACAGGAUCAUAAAUUCUAAGCGCGUCGUUUCGCCCAGCGACGGGUCCGAGAGCAGCGGCACAAUUUGUUUGCCGGACUUCGAGGAGACGCUGGAGAGAAUGUUCGCUGGCGACGUUAAAAAGGUGUCUUUUCGCGUGCCGAGCGACCUCCGAGCGGAGGAAGCUCCGUUGCCGCAAGAACGCCUCGAAGAAGCGUCGACGGAAGAAAGCGCGCCGCACUCGGAGCGUUCUUGCGACGCGGUUACGCGAAAAGACAACGAACAGGACCGCGGCGGAGCGUCGAUUUCCGCGGGAAAGAGUCCGAAAGAAGCGGCGAAGUUCGAACGAGCAGCGACGCUGGAACGAUCGAAGCUCUCCGCGUCGUUUCGCAGCGACAGCACUGAGGACGAGGACUCCCAGCCGGCAUCGAUCGACGAGGAUCAGUCAAGGCCGAAGUACUUGGCUCCCUGCCACGCGGCGACCGUUUUGAAACCCAGCUUGGAGCCUCUCAGAGCCCUGAGGAACCGGAAAGCGACGACGCUGCAGGACCGAAUCGCUUUCCUCGAGUCGUCGUCGAAGAAGAACUGGUCCCUCGACGACGAGGCCCAGGAAAAACAGCCGAAAUCCGGCAAACCCGAGGAGAUCGAAGCGGAAAAGAGCGACCCGGUCGUUAAACACUUGAAGAAAGCGAAAUCCGUGCCGGAGAAUCUGAUCCUGGAGAACGUGGAGCGCGCUAAGAAGGAUCAUGUUUUGCGAAAGGGACUCACCGUCGCCGGUCUCGCGCUUCUAAAAGACGCCAGCGGCGAGCAAGCUUGUGCCGAUGAAACGGAGGACGAAGCAAGGCUAGACGAUUCCGCGGAAACGAUCGGCGAGGUCUCGGCGCCGAGGCUGCCGCUCACCGACACGGCGGAGGUGAUGCAGAUUUUACAGGGCCUCGAAGAGGAGACGCCGGCCGCGAGCAUGCUGGAGACGUUAAGCAAAGAGUUCUCGGAACGCGUUUGGAACGCCUCGUAUGAUAACUCGGUGGUCGCCGAGAAGACCAAGAAGCUGAUAGGAACGUUGACGAGCUUGUUGGUAGACUCUAAGCGUUACUUGGACACUAGGAGAUUCCCCUCUGACCUGUCCUUCUCCUCGAAUCAGCCGCCGCCGUGCAACCCCCAGCUCCUGAAACGAAUCCUGCCCGAAAAGUCUUACAAUCUCGUCGCGCCUUUGCUGGGAUUACCGGUCUCGCAUCCGCCGAAAAGGACCUCGUUCAGGCCGAGCGACGACGUUAUCGAUCCUAGAAGUGUCGGCAAGUCGACGGUGGACAACGGCGACCAUAGUUUAGCUUCCUUCGAGGUGCAUCCGGCGUCCUCGGGAGACUGCGAAUCGCUCGAUGGCGAGGAGAAACUGGGUCGCCGCGGAUACAAUCCUUACGCUCUAUUUCGAAGGAAGCCGAGACGCAAGGUGCCGUAUCGCGACGGAUUAAUAUGUAGGAAGGAGAUGAGAGGAGAAGAGACGAUCCUUUUUUCUGUGAUGAUUAUUCAGGUGAUCACGUGGCGGCCUUUGCUGCCGGACGACCUCGAGGGCUACGAUCCGAACGCCACCCUUAAAAUGAGGACCGAUAAUAUUAUGUCAGAGAUAUGCCGUGACUUUUGCCAGUGGCUGAACACGCUGACCGGCGCGGAGAAAACCGUCGACGAACAGGUCCUGAAGGACAUGUUCGAGGUUGAUUUCAACGCGGAGGCGUGCAGGGCGAUGCAGGUGUUGACUCGAGAGAUGCCGGUCGUGUCGGCCGAGGUAGCUCGGACAAGGAACACCCUAGGCGCCAGCAAGCUGUCCAUGACGAAGAAGCAGGUGCUGAAAGACGCUCGGGCGGAGAAAAGAGCCCCGAAGAUGACCGCUUUCGGGACCACGAUACCCUGGCAUCUGCAGUUCACGCCGCCGAAAAAUCGUGUCCGCGAGAACUGGCUCGAUUGCCGUCACGUUCCCACGGACUUAGAAACUAUGGACGUGGUUUGGAAGGGCAUCACGAAUUUGAAAAGCGUGCGGGGCUUCGUCGAAUGGCUUCAGCAACACCCGGAGAUAACGCCGCCGGAUCCUUUGAAGGAACUCGUUGCAACGGACGUUGAAACUUUGCGGCUGGCGGAGGAUGACGAAGAAUUCGCACAUCUCGAACUGGACAUCUAUCAAAUUAAGAGUUUCAGAGUGGGAGACACCAGUGAACAAUGAUUCGGGCAUUUCGAUUGGCAACGUUCCAUUUUAUGCGUCAUUGUUUACAGCGUGGGACGAGUUGCCGAUAUCGAAACGCCUAAAAAUUGU